GGCGGGGGGCGGAGGCCGGCGGCGGCGGCGACCUGCCCCCUUUCUCCGCGCGCGCGCCGGCAGGACCGGCGCUGCCGGCGGCGCCGCGGAGGCCGGCUCAUUUUGUAACCAGCGCGGAUAAAAUGCCGCCACCGCGGUGCUCAUUGCGUCAGUGCUGCCGCGUUUGCUGCCAGCCGAGGGGCCGCCCGAAGAUCUGCCUUCACCGCUCGUCUCGCCCCUGUCAUUUGCCGCUGAGCCCGCAGACAGUGCGCACGUCCGUCCGCUGGCCAGCAUGCUGUACCUCAUCCUCGUGGUGUGCGUGGCCUCGGCAGCCAGAGCACAAGACGAGCUGCUGUUUGCGUGUCCCGAGUCGUACGGCGACUACGAGGAUGCCGAGUACUGCGACUACUUCUGGCGCUGCAACCGCGGCGAGGCCGAGCCCAUGGAGUGCCAGGACGGACACGCGUUCGACCCGCGCCUCAGCGGCAACAUCUACCCCUGCGACUACGCCUUCAAAGUGAACUGCACCGGACGCGAGCAGCUCCAGCCGGCCAUUCCCGGAAUCGACCCGGAGUGCCCGAACCAGCACGGCAUCUUCCCCGACCCUGAGCUGUGCAACGUCUACUACGUGUGCAAGGACGGCGUGGCCACGCGCACCACCUGCGCGUCCGGCCUGCACUUCCACAUCGAGAGCCGCCAGUGCCUGUGGCCCGAGGCGGCCGGCCGCGGCGACUGCGAGUCCAGGGAGAAGAUCGGCGACUUCUCGUGCCCGCUGGACGCCACCAAGGCGGUGGACGCCAACGGCAACUGGGACAACAACCCGACCUACCUGCACCCGGAGGACUGCCGACUGUUCUACGUGUGUCUGAACGGCAUUACGCCGCAGCUGGGCGGCUGCCCCGUCGGCACCGUCUUCAACGACAUCACGCGCAAGUGCGACGACCCCAUCAACGUGCCCGGAUGUGAGAACUAUUACGAGCCUCUUCCCGAGGAGGAGCUGGCAUGAGGCUGUGUCAGCCCCCACACAAACUCACUCGCGCGUGCCACGCCCGCUCCGUUGUGGCAAAAUGUUAGGACCGAACGGUCUAUGACCGUUCCGCCUGUGAACUUUCAAUGAAUCAUCAGGUAAAAUAGUAAACACCAGUGUACAAGUUUGACGCGAACCCUGCAUGCUUCUUGUAUUACCUAAUGUUGCAUGUAUUCGUGAUGCAUCGCUUUGUGCGUUAGAAUUGUGUACUGCCUGAAUCAAAAAAUUGUUUGUGUUAUACGAAUUCGUCCACUUGCGAUGCAGUUGUGAUGUCGCGUGUUGCGUGAUGAUUGUUUGAAUAAAAAGUAUGGGAAUGAAA
Messenger RNA from Amphibalanus amphitrite, 1325 nucleotides. RefSeq names its product protein obstructor-E-like. Gene Ontology annotation, molecular function: chitin binding. Gene Ontology annotation, cellular component: extracellular region. The record is from RefSeq and is a predicted model, not a curated record. The coding region runs from base 272 to 985 and encodes 237 amino acids. NCBI's taxonomy places the organism in Eukaryota, Metazoa, Arthropoda, Thecostraca, Balanomorpha, Balanidae. The transcript is spliced from 5 exons.